Paramecium tetraurelia is the source of this 2091-nucleotide messenger RNA. RefSeq lists its product as uncharacterized. The record is from RefSeq and is a predicted model, not a curated record. Gene Ontology annotation, biological process: phosphorelay signal transduction system. Lineage: Eukaryota; Ciliophora; Oligohymenophorea; Peniculida; Parameciidae. The transcript is spliced from 3 exons. Gene Ontology annotation, molecular function: phosphorelay sensor kinase activity.
AUGUUAUCAUCCUUGCCUGUUUUGAGCGUGUGGUUUGCAUUGAGAUAUAAGAGAAGACACUUCAAGAACGAUCGGAUAGAAAUGUUGAUACUGUUGCUUGUUGGCAAUGCAUUAAGAACCGUUUGUUCUACACAUAUCAGAUUGCUUUAUAUCAUUCCAAUCUAGAAUCAUCAUCAUCCUAAAAAGAUGUUUCUUUGUCUUCCAUUCGUAGCCAUAGUGGUUAGUGUUAAGUUAGAAUUUAGCUAUGAACACACAUUAGUCGGUUAUACAUUCCUUCUUCUUGUUUGGUUGUCAACUCAUCACCAGGUAGGUAAAGUCCAUUAGGUCUAGAAGAAUCAUAGUUACUCCAAAACCUGGAUUAAUCCAUCUGAUAGUGUGAUCGUCAAUUAGAAUGAUAAGUUCGAUCUCGUGGUCAAUCGCUAAGGCAAAAUGAUAUCAUAAACAUCAGCUCAACGUAAACUGUUGGGCACUGAUGAUCCUAUCCUUAUUUAAUAAAUACUCCAGGAGAUUAUCAUCCAUAAGCUAGACAAAUAAUUCAAGAAAUGCAAAAUUGCCACUCUCUUCUAAUUGAUAGAAACCACAGAUCUUAUCAAAUGUAAAGUUUUGGAUUGUUCUACACCUUUUGGAGAUAAUUUUAUGAUUGAAUUGACCAUCAUUCAUGACAAUGUAGGUUUGAACUUCUUAGACUUGUUUGAAUUAAAAGAUUAUUGGGAAAGGAAGGUUACUAAGUAACUGAUGAAUCAACUGUUUCGUAGUUUUAGUCACGAAUUUAGCACCUCAUUGAAUUGUAUAAGGAUACUAGCAGAAAAUGCCAUUGAAGAUAUCGAUGAUGAUUAUAUUGUCAAUACUUGUAUCUAACCCGUUUUGAAUUCAUGUUACAUUCUCAACUCCAUAGUUCAAGAUGUCAGAGAUUUCAGUUUGAUCUUGUCUAAGAAUUUUGUACUCACCAUUCAGACACAAAACAUUUACUUACUCAUUCAUGAAGUAGCUGAAUUGUAUAGAUAACAACUCAAUAUGAAAGGUGUUGAACUCAAUGUUAAGAUGAAUGAAUUCCAGAUUCACACAGAUGGCCAAAGAUUUAAAUAAGUACUCAAUAAUCUAUUGUCCAAUGCCUAAAAAUUCACAUUCUCUGGAAGUGUUACCAUCGAUGUUUAACAAUAGACUAUUCAUGAACAAGAGUUUAUUAAGGUUAGUGUCUAAGAUACAGGCUCUGGGAUGGAUUACAACACUUAGAAUCGAUUAUAAGAGUUCCUAAAAUAACCACAUAAACGCAAGUCCAAUCUUAAUUAUGGUCUAGGUCUAAUGAUCAGCAAUACUAUUUGUAAAGGCCUAUCUCCCAAUUAUGAAUCUGGUAUACAUUUUCAAUCCAAUCAUAAGACUGGCUCUACUUUUUGGUUCUUCUUAUAGGAUCUCAAAACUCUGGAUAUACCUGAAGUUGUUAGCAGGAGAACCAUCAAAUACAAUAAAAUGGUCAGUUAAGGUAAAAGCAUCUUAGAAUAAAGUUUUCUCAUUAGUCCCAUUGAUAAUAAGAAAUAAUCAUCUUUUACAUUCUCAUUAUAAGGAAAAUAAAAGUUAAUUGACAAAUAAUCAGAAAAUUUUUCCGAACCAGAUGAUGCCAUUUGUGCUCCUUAUGUUUUCAGAGAAGGACCCAAGAAACCAAAAAAACAUAGAUAUCCUCAAAUUGAUCAAGUUGUCAGCGAAUAUGCUGAAGAAAGAGCCAAAAUCCUUAUAGUUGAUGAUGAAUUUGUUAAUAUCUAUGCACUAACUACUAUGUUAACAAGAUUAAACAUUAAGUGUGAUUCAGCACAUAAUGGUAAAGAAGGCUUAGAAAAAUUCAAACAAUACUAAUAUCAAGUUAUUCUUAUGGAUAUCGAAAUGCCUAUCAUGAAUGGUAUCUAAGCCACUCAACAAAUAAUAGAAUUUUGUCAUUAAGUAGAUCUAGACCCUCCAAUUAUUAUUGCCUAAACAGCUUAUACUGAUAUGUAGACCAAACAAACAUGUAAGGAAGUGGGAAUGGAUUAUUUCUUAUAAAAACCUAUUAGUACAAAUGAGAUUAAAUAAAUUCUAUAAACUAUUUAGUUAACUUUAUGA